AUGGGUGAUUCUCUAGACCAGCCGCCCGAUGGCCUCAUCGGGGGCUACCACGGCCACAGCCUAACUAUACGCAUAUUGAUGAUUGUCUUCUCGUCGAUCGCGCUGUACAAUGCCAUCGAGCUGUUCAUUCUCUUAUUUUUAACCUUCCAGUCCUAUCGCGGCCUUUAUUUCUGGACUAUGCUCCUCUCCGUCGUUCUCGGUGUCAUUCCCCAUACCAUUGGAUAUAUUUUGGAGUUCUUUGCGCUGGCGCCGCUGUGGCUCUCACUGACCCUCUCAACCAUCGGAUUCUACGUUAUGGUCCCGGGUCAGUCCAUGGUCCUCUAUUCACGACUCCAUUUGGUUGUGCAAAAUCGCCAAAUAUUGCGCUUCGUUCUUUGGCUUAUCAUCGUCGAUGCCGUCAUCCUCCUCAUCCCAACGACCAUUUUGACCUUCUCCACCGCAUACAUCCGCACCGAUCCGUUCAUUCGAGGCUAUAACGUGAUGGAACGUCUGCAAUUAGCCUGGUUCUGCUGUCAAGAGUUUGUCAUCUCAGGAAUUUAUAUCUUCGAGACCGUCAAAUUGCUGCGGCUGAUGCCGGAUAAAGAUCAUCGACGGACCAGGAUUAUGUACGAACUGUUGGCCAUUAACUUUGUCAUCAUUUUGUUGGAUGUCGCUCUACUGGUGGUCGAGUACAUUGGCUUCUAUUCCCUACAGACUACACUGAAGCCCAUGGUGUACAGCAUCAAGCUCAAACUGGAAUUCGGUGUGCUGGGCAAACUUGUCUCACUUGUCCACAAUUCUCGGUCACAGCCAACCUCCGCAGAGCAAGAUGAAUACCCACAAUUUGUGGACCCGACUCAGCUCACUUCUGACGUCACGCAUGCUGCUCCCAUCGAGCGUGUCCCUCGUGGCAUGCGAGCCUGGAAUAAUAUCUCCAUGGAAAGUCUACCUAUGUCGGAGCGACGAAUGCGCCCAUCGACACGGUCGCGAGUGUCUAGCGAGAGUACCAAUCCACCUUGA
Penicillium malachiteum is the source of this 999-nucleotide messenger RNA. RefSeq lists its product as uncharacterized. NCBI's taxonomy places the organism in Eukaryota, Fungi, Ascomycota, Eurotiomycetes, Eurotiales, Aspergillaceae. The coding region runs from base 1 to 999 and encodes 332 amino acids. The transcript has a single exon. The record is from RefSeq and is a predicted model, not a curated record.